UAAAUGGCGCCACUAUUCGCGCCAAAAUGCGAAAAGGGAUUUGAAUCAAGAGAUACUUUGCUGCCCGUCGAUUCACAUAAUAAGCUGUUCAGAAAAAAAUUUGAACCGAUUCUGUUCCCCGUAUAAAAAGUCGAUUUUGCGCUAAUAUUGUUGAUAAACCAUCAUUGAUUAUUGAAAUCUAUUCACAUACAUCGAAUCAACGCGAUAAUAUAGAAAAAUUAGCAGAAUACAAAACAACAUCGUCGUUACAGUUUUAUGUUACUGUUUCAAGUGAAUCUCGUUUAAUCGAUGUACACAAACGUGUGCUCUCCAGCAAUAAAUGGUCGACAAUAUCAUACACGACAAUAUCAUACACGGCAAUGGAAGAUGAAAUACCAAUUUUAGAUAUCAAAUUAAAAAUGGCGGAUAUUUAUGCAUUUGUCAGUCUUGCUUAA
Messenger RNA from Didymodactylos carnosus, 434 nucleotides. The record is from the annotation of a GenBank genome assembly. NCBI's taxonomy places the organism in Eukaryota, Metazoa, Rotifera, Eurotatoria, Philodinida, Philodinidae.